This is a messenger RNA of Anneissia japonica, 6898 nucleotides long. RefSeq names its product patatin-like phospholipase domain-containing protein 7. The record is from RefSeq and is a predicted model, not a curated record. Gene Ontology annotation, cellular component: endoplasmic reticulum. The transcript is spliced from 29 exons. NCBI's taxonomy places the organism in Eukaryota, Metazoa, Echinodermata, Crinoidea, Comatulida, Comatulidae. Gene Ontology annotation, molecular function: phosphatidylcholine lysophospholipase A1 activity. The coding region runs from base 24 to 4112 and encodes 1362 amino acids. Gene Ontology annotation, biological process: lipid metabolic process.
GGCGCCCUGUAGAGUGAUGCAAAAUGGCGGACUUAACGUCAAUAUUUUCCGAUGUUCUCAACAUACUGUCAAAUGUUUUUUCAUUUGGCAUUGAAAACAAAGGAAUAUCGAUUAUGAUAAUCAGUUCCUUGGUGAUUGGUAUCACUGUCAUUUUGAAUAUAUUAAAUGUUAUGGAAAAAAAUAAACAAAAAGAAAAAGCAGCAGCAGCUGCCAUGCCAAAACCAAGAUUUAGAAAAAGAGACAAAGUUUUAUUCUAUGGAAGAAAAAUGCUAAGAAAGGUGAAGUCAUUUUCGGGGCCGGUGCAUUAUGGUGAUUUGUCUGCACGUAAUAGACUAAAAAAGAAAAGAGAUAUAAUCAAUCUAGCCAGGGGUCUAAAGAGUAUACUCAAGCUGCAGGAGAGUGAGAACCACCCUGUCUUGCAGGUCAAGGAACCACCACCGGCCAUCCUGGAGGCUGACUGGCAAGAUAUGCAACUACCACCAGAACUACACAUACCUAAUGAGGUACUCUACAUGCUCAAAAGUGUAAGGGUAUUUGGUCAUUUUGAAAAACCUCUUUUCCUGGAGUUAUGCCGUUCCGUUGAAUCCAAGUUCGUUCCUGCAGGAGCAUCCUUAUUCCGGAGAGGUCAGAGUGAUGACAGUAUCUACGUGGUGCAGAGCGGACGACUGAAAGUUUACAUUACAGAACCAAGCGGUGAAGAGUUUGAAGUGAAACAGGUUACGACAGGAGAUAGCGUUCACAGCUUGCUUAGUAUAUUGGAUGUUCUCACAGGUCAUCUUGCUCCUUACAAAACUGUAUCAGCGAGAGCUGCAGAAGAUACCGUUGUCCUUCGCCUACCCGCCACAGCAUUCACCAACGUCUUCCAGCGAUUUCCCGAGUCUAUGGUUCGAGUUGUUCAGAUGAUCAUGGUUCGUCUUCAGAGGGUCACAUUUCAGACACUUCACAACUACUUAGGCUUAACUCAUGAGCUUAUUAAUAAGGAAGAUACAAGUGAUAAAAGCCUAUCCAUACAUCAGCUGUCACCGAGAGUUAGCCCCAGUAAGAGAGUCAGUAACAUAUCAUUGGCCACCUCCUCCAGUAGCAGCGAAAAGGUUACACGGAUUAUUGAUUACCAUGAUGAAGAGAAAAUCAAAGAGCUACUUAUAAAGGGUGGAGAUAAGUAUCAAAGCACAACGUCAGACAGUGAAAAUGAACUGCGAGGGAGAACAUCAUCAUAUGGUAGCCACCCUCAUAAGUUGGUAAGAAGAGUAACCUCUUUUGAUCUGGAUGGUCAUGGCCGAAUGAGUAUGAGUCCGUCUGACUUUGAGGCAGCAGCUGGUAGAGCUAGGGUAUUAAACCUGGAAGAUGUACCAAAGGACCCAGAGGUGAAACCUCUAGAGAAACCCAAGAAGCUAGUUACUCAGACCAGCGAGGAAGCAGCGCCCUCAAGUGCAAGAUCUCGUAAGAAGUCUGGGGAGAAUUCGUAUUCUGAUGAUGAAGUAUUGGCAAUGGCACAGACUGAUCUCACCAAGUUGUUUGGUUUUGAGGAUGAAUCUUACCUUGAUGGACACCUGCAAUUAGCUCAUGUUGAUGCUGGUAGCUGUUUGACUCAAGAAGGAGACCAGGAUGCCAGCUUAUUCUUUAUUGUUAGCGGUAAACUUGGGAUGAUGCAAAAGAUAGUGAACAGCACAGAGGAGAGAGGUGUAUUUAAGGUGAAUCCGGGUGAAUUUAUAGGUGAAUUGGCAGUGCUGACGGGAGAACCAGCCUUCUUUACAGUCAAAGCUUUGGUUUAUUCUAGAGUGAUAGUAAUUAGCAAGACCAGUUUUUACAGUAUUAUGAGAGUCAAACCUGAGGUUGUAUUAAAAAUUGGACACUUCGUAGUUCGCAAGCUCUCCUCUUUCAUUCGUCAGACUGACUUUGCUCUUGAUUGGAUGAUGAUCGAAGCUGGUAAAGCACUCUACAGACAAAACAAUGAAGGUGACAGUACAUACAUUGUAUUAAAUGGACGGUUGAGGUCAGUUAUUACGCUACCUAAUGGUAAAAAGGAACUACUAGGGGAGUUUGGUCGAGGUGAGAUGGUUGGUGUCAUUGAGGUCUUAACACAGAAGGAAAGAAUCACUACAGUACAUGCUAUCAGGGAUACAGAGUUAGCCAUGUUGCCAUCAGGAAUGCUGACACUUAUUAAGAGGAAGUUUCCACAGGUGGUCACCAGACUCAUUGAAAUCCUUGGCCAGAAGCUUGUGGGACAAGUUAAAGAAAAAAAUGUCUCAAAUCCUCUCAGAGCUAUCUCACAGAAUAUGGAUGUUGCUGGCAGCCACCCAAAUGUUGAUAACUUAUCAACAUGUGCAAUAAUAGCUGCUUCGGACAAUGUUCCACUUUCAAACUUCUCCCAAGAACUCACUCACUCUCUCAGUGCAAUAGGUUCAUGCCUUCGCUUGACCAGUGAUUAUAUACUAAAGACACUAGGAGGUUCUGCUCUGGACUCUAUUCAUGAGUUCCGGUUAACAAGUUGGUUGGGGUUACAAGAAGACUUCCAUCGUAUUGUUCUCUACCAAGCAGAUUACAAGAUGACUCCAUGGACACAAAGGUGCAUUCGGCAGGCUGACUGUAUUCUCAUUGUGGCAUUAGCAGACAAAGAUCCAAAGGAAGUGAGUCAGAUGGAAGACCAGUUAGAAAACCUUUCAAUUCGUGCUCAGAAGGAAUUAAUUUUACUCCACCGUGAGAAAGAUUACUGCUACCAGCCACCAACACGGACUGCAGAGUGGCUCAACGCUCGCGGGUGGUGUAUGACCCAUCAUCAUAUCCGCUGCCCACGCCGAAUGUUCUCCAAGAAAUCCCCAGCAAAGCUCAGAGAGACUUAUGAGAAGCUGUUUCAAAAUCCUCCCGACCGCCAUUCAGAUUUUUCACGGCUGGCAAGGUUCUUAACUGGUACUUCAAUUGGAUUAGUCCUUGGUGGUGGUGGAGCAAGGGGCGCAUCUCAAAUCGGUAUCAUACGUGGUUUACAAGAAUAUGGAAUUCCAAUUGAUAUGGUUGGCGGAGUUAGUAUCGGUGCUUUCAACGGUGCUUUGUACUGUGAGGAUCUGAGUUGGCAGAAGAUGGAAGCUAGAGCGAAAAAUUGGUCGUAUGUCAUGACAUCGUUUUGGCAGAAGCUGGCAGAUCUUACCUAUCCUUUCACAGCCAUGUUUUCAGGGCGAGGAUUCAACAGGACCAUUAAAGAUGUGUUUGGAGAGAAGCAGAUUGAAGACUUGUGGAUUCCAUAUUUCACUAUUACUACUGACAUCAGUGUGUCACAGAUGAGAAUUCAUACCUCAGGCUCGCUUUGGCGCUAUGUCCGAGCCAGCAUGUCUGUCGCAGUGUACCUCCCGCCACUGUGUGACCCUCGUGACGGCCACCUGUUGGUGGACGGUGCAUAUUGUAAUAAUCUGCCAGCUGACAUCAUGAAGGCGAUGGGGGCGCAGACCGUGAUAGCAGUAGAUGUUGGUAGCGUAGAUGAGACCAAUCUGACUAACUAUGGUGAUGAACUGUCAGGCUGGUGGUUGCUUUGGAAACGUUGGAACCCAUGGGCUGAAACAGUGAAGGUUCCUGAUAUGAGUGACAUCCAGAGCAGGCUGGCAUAUGUGUCGUGUAUGAAACAGAAAGAAGAACUCAUGAAGAAUGACAUGUGUGAAUAUAUUAGACCUCCAAUAGAUAGAUUCAAGACACUGUCUUUCAACCGUUUUGAAGAGAUCAGAGACGUUGGUUAUGAGCACGCUCAGACUGUGUUCUCUGGCUGGGUAAAGAGUGGUUUCCUCACUGAGCUCGCCAAAGAAGUAACGGAGAAGCAAGUUACUAGCACCUCAAAGACACCGAUAAAACAGAAACAGAUACCAACUCAAUUCACCGACCUUGCCGCUAUGAUCUCCCGUUUGGAACCGGUGCCAGCAAGACGAGUCAGCUUUGAACUCCCAACACCAGAACCAGAGGCUGAGAUGGAACGACAAGAUAUGCCAAUUACUGUUUCUAUGCCAACAGUGGAUGAAAUCAGUUUUUCAGAAAGUGACGAAAUGCCGGAUCUUGAUGACUCCGAAUCAGACACAAACGUAUCCAAUUUUCCACACAACAAACUCAACUUGACGCCCACAUCUAGUGAUUGAUCCCAGGCUCCCUUUGAACUGUUGACCUAUGAACUACUACUAUGCACCCCUGUGUUUCACAUGAUUGGUCAAAAGCUACACAGUCAGCCCUUUGAAUAUUGUGGCUGUUCAAGCUUUAUAAUGUUUGUAAACACUUGCAGAAAUACUAACAUCAUAAUAAAUAUCAGCCUAUAUAAUUAUUAAGUUUUCAUGGUAGUUAUGUAAACUUCCUAAUUUCUAGGAUUUCUUGAUUUUAUUACUGUUGUUAUUGAUAUUAUAAUCAUUGUUGUUAUGACUAUCAUUUUCAUCAUCAUCGUCACUGUUACUAACAUCUUUAUUUAUUUUAGUGUUAUACAGAACAGUGUAAUGAAUAAGUUUUAUACAAUUUUUCUAAUACUUCUGCAAGUAAAGAGUAUUAUUAGCAUAGGGUUACUUCAGGUACACAGUGUUGCUACAGUGGCCAUUUACUUGUAAGUGACAUUUGCUGUUUCUGCUGUACAUCAUACCAAGGUAAGGGAUAGUAAUUUUUGGUAACAAUUAUCUUAUGAAGACAAGUCUCUAUCCCUUACUAAUAUGCCUUAACCCAAAGAUCAAAGCAACUUAAAUGUAUUGUGUAUUAUUACUUAUAUUUUUUUUUAUUGUUAUACAGUAUUAUUAUUAUUUAUUAUUAGUAUUUUUUUUACUAUUUUUAUAGAUAUAUUAUUACAAUGAAACAACUAAAGACACUUAAUAUUUCAGGGCUUAUUUUUGUGUACAGAGUAACGGCAUUGAGUAGUAUAGUAACUCUACUCAGGAGAAAUUGCUCCAAAUAUUGCAUUAUCAAAAUUGUUGGUUAGAAAACCUCAAUCCACUUUUGAGAACUCUCAUAGGUUCAUUUUUUUUUUUUUUUUUUUUUUUUUUUAAUGUACAUAUCAAAAAUGUUUAUAUCAUCCCAGUUUUGCCUGCCAAUUACCUAUACAAAUGUCUUUAAUCUCAGGGAGAUUUUUGCCAGUUUGUCCAAAUGCACAAAACUGCCGUUUCAACCAUACACUACUCAGACACAGUUUAAUACAAACAGCUACCAAUUAUAACUGUUAAUGAAUGUUUUUCUUUCGUAACUGUUUAUUUUCCACGUAACUUUAACUUGACAAAAGAAAUGUUAUAUUUUCCGAUUUAUAUGCUGAUCAAUGCAAUUAUAAUUAAUAUGUAUGUAUGUACAUAUUUAGAUGAUUUUGUUUUACUAGUGUGAUGCUACAAAUGUUGUUAGCAUCAAAGACUUAGCAUGCAUUUGUAGAGAACAUAACAUGUCUCUUAGCUGUUAUCGUCUUCUACUUCUCUGUAAACGAGAAUAUAUUAUAGUUGUGUCUUAUAGAAUGUAAGUUACUUUAGUUUGAAUUAUUUUAACUUUAAUUUUGCUGAAUAUAUUUUGUUAUAUAUGCAAAUAAAUGUAAUGGGGUAGAUGGCCUACAGUAACUUGCUUCUCCCCAAAGGGCCUCUUUGUGUCUGAGCUACUCCAGUCUGUCUGCAGCAAGGGCUGUAUGGACCAGUAAACUGGGGUAACCCCUACUCAUCUCAAAAGAUGUACUGGGGUAUUUAAAGUGCACGUUAACCAAAUUUUGUAUACUGGGCCUACUGUAUAAUAGUCUUUAUUCAAGAAAACUUGUUGCUUGAAAGAUCUUUGUUUUUUAUCACAGUUGAGCCCUCAUAAUGUGCGAAUAGGAAUUCAUAAUUUUCUUUCCCUCAAGCUGAUGUGUCCAUUGAAAUUUUUCAUUUUUUAAUGUUUUUAGUACCAACAAACUUUGAUUGCAGUGCUAUACAAAUUGAUACAUUGACUGGUUGUGUUUUGAUGUGUAGGAUUAUUAAUAUUAAUCAUUAUUAUCAAUAAUUCAACAAUUUUUAUUAAAUUUUGUUAAUUAUUUUGUUUUAAUUAUGCUGUGUUCCAUAAUGUAAGUAAUGUCAUGUCCUGCUGUUCUGUAUUUAAGAAAUGUUUUUAAAACUGAAAUAUUUAUGUCCAGUUCUUGUUAAAUGCUUAAUAUGUUUGAACAAACUAUAUCGUAAUAACUUUAAUUUACAUCAAAUAAAUACAAAACAGCAUAAAUCCAUAUCUAUUAUUAAGUAUUAAAAACAUUGUGCUAUAGCCCUACUACAAUAAUCUCCAUUAUGAAAUGAAUAUUCUAUUCAUUGUCUAAAUAUAAUUCUCAUUUAAUGUGUACUGUAUAUGAUUUCUGUUCAUCCUAGUAUUCUAUAACAAAAUUAAGUGCCAUAAAAGUAAAAAAAUUUUUUUAUGUUUUUGAGUGUACAGUUAGUUAAUGAAAUCUUCCUGUCCUCCAAAAAAAAAUAGAUUUAUUUUAAUUAUUAAGUAUUUUAAGUAUUCCAUUUUUAAUUGUAUUUACCUUGACACACAAACCUGAAAUGAAUGACUUAAUUGGUCGUGUGACCUUGUCAUUUCUCCAUGUACAUAAUUAGGUUGAAAUAUAUUAUUUGAUUAUACUCUAUCCAUACAGUAUAAUGCUAAUAUUGGAGAAGAAAAUAACUCUGACCUAGGUUCCAGUUAUCUAUCAAAAUUGGGUUUUUAAAGUCUAAUAAAUGAAAUAUAUCUACAGAAACAUAUUGAAGCUAAAGGUAUAGUAAUGAUUUUAGUGAAAAUAUUGUUACAGAAACAUAUUGGAAGUUAAGUAUAGUGAAGGGUCUUCAACAGUUGUCAACUAGUGAAAAUGAGAAUGCAUGUGUAGCAAAAUCAAGAAUUAUCUUGAGAGGUGUAACACUAACAAUAACAGGUUUAUAAUGUAAAGUUGAAUCUAUCAGAAUAAAGAAAGCACAGUACAGAA